GCAGCCACUUCUGAGGAGACCUGGGAGGAGGAUGGCCCCCGCGGAAGCUCUGAUUCUAGGGGCCCUGGCUCUGGCCUCCAUGCUGAGCCCCUGCCGAGCUGGAGACAUCAGGGCUGACCACGUGGGCACUUAUGGCACAAAUGUUUACCAGACGUAUGGCGCCUCUGGCCAGUUCACAUAUGAAUUUGACGGAGAUGAGCUGUUCUACGUGGACCUGAAAACGAGGGAAACGGUGUGGCGGCUGCCUGAGUUUAGCAAUUUCACCAAGUUUGAAACUCAGAAUGCCCUGCAAAACAUUGUUGUGGCAAAAAGAAAUUUGGACACCUUGAUAAAAGAUUCCAACUUCACACCUGCCACCAAUGAAAUUCCUGAAGUGGCUGUGUUUCCGAAAUCUCCCGUGACCUUGGGUAUUCCCAACACCCUCAUCUGUCUGGUGGACAACAUCUUCCCUCCUGUGAUCAACAUCACUUGGUUAUACAACGGACACCCCGUUGCCGAAGGCGUUGCUGAGACAACCUUCUACCCCAAGAGUGACCACUCUUUCCUCAAGCUCAGCUACCUCACUUUUCUUCCCUCCGCUGAGGAUUUCUGCGACUGCAGGGUGGCGCACUGGGGCCUGGAAGAGCCGCUCCUCAAGCACUGGGAGCCUGAGAUUCCAGCCCCCAUGUCAGAGCUGACAGAGACUGUGGUCUGUGCCCUGGGGCUGGCCGUGGGCCUCGUGGGCAUCGUGGCGGGCUCCGUGCUAACCAUCCGCCGGCUGCACGCAGGGGCUGCCUCCAGGAGCUGGAGGACCACUUGA
This is a messenger RNA of Myotis daubentonii (Daubenton's bat), 799 nucleotides long. Its product is annotated as HLA class II histocompatibility antigen, DQ alpha 2 chain-like. The record is from RefSeq and is a predicted model, not a curated record. NCBI's taxonomy places the organism in Eukaryota, Metazoa, Chordata, Mammalia, Chiroptera, Vespertilionidae. Gene Ontology annotation, cellular component: MHC class II protein complex; membrane. Gene Ontology annotation, biological process: immune response; antigen processing and presentation.